Molecule: messenger RNA, 1413 nt
Organism: Adineta steineri
Lineage: Eukaryota; Metazoa; Rotifera; Eurotatoria; Adinetida; Adinetidae
Source: the annotation of a GenBank genome assembly
AUGGCACGACGCAAAUACUUUGUACAUGAACAGACACCUGAACAAGGAAAAGUAGGUGUUAGUCCUCCUAAUCUACCACCAAAUCCAAAAGAUAAUUCAUUAUUUACACGUGCCAAGUAUUCUUAUUCAAAUGGUACUAUGGUUAGAAAACCAAAUUUUCGUACUCGUAUUAGAGAUAUUCAGUGGUUUAUGUCUGAAUUUCUUGCUGUUACGGCUGCUGCAGCUGCUCGAAUUAUAUUUGCCAUACAUGGUAUUGCAGCUAUUUGGCGUGUAGCUUUAGUCUAUAAACAAAACAAAUAUUGGUUUCAAGCUAUAACACUUUUUGGUAUCCCAGUCGAGUUCUUUGUUACACUUUAUAUGAAUAAUGGUCAUGAAUGGAAAUGGUUUUGUCCAUCUGUAUUUUUUUAUUUAUGUACAGUUAUACCAAGUGUAUGGUUUCUUGAACUUGAUUUAGCUGAAAGACGAACAAAAAUUAAUGUAACUCAAGCACUUGGAUUAGUUUCAACAGGUCAAUCAUUUGAUAACGAUGAUUCAUUACCACUUGUUCCAUGGAAAAUUCCAGCUGAAAUGUGGACACAAAUUGUUGAACAAACUCUUCUUCUUGUUUUAAUUAUUGGACGUUGGUUAUUACCUGUUGGGAAAACGAUGACACGUGAUCAAUUGUCCCAAUUAUUACUUGUUUAUAUUGGUACAGCUGCGGAUAUCAUUGAAUUAUUUGAAGCAUUUAAAGAAGUUGGUGUUCAACGUAAUUUAACAAUUAUUCAUCUUAUAUUAGCAGCUUGGUCCAUAAGUUUAAUGCAAUUUACACUUGUUGUAACAUCGACAAAGACACGUAAAAAAAAAAAUUUAAAAGAACUUGAAAAAUGUUUUACUUGUCAGUUAUUUUGGGAAACAGAAUUAUGGGCACUUUCAAGUACAAUUCUUUUACAAGAUGGUCCAUUUCUUUGCCUUCGUCUUGGUUUAAUAAUUCAUUAUCAAAUUAUUUCACAAUCAAAUGUAUUUUUUACAACAAAAAAUUUACUUGUUGUUGUCUUACAAUUAUAUCGUGUUUGUGUUAUUAUUAUUGAACAUAGGAAACGACAACGAUUAGCUCAUUUUAAUGAACAACAAAAGCAAAUACCUGUUUUACCAAAAAAAUUAACAACACAACGAAAAGAUCGAACAGGUAUGUUAGCUACAAAAUCAAAUGAUAAUCCAACUGCACAAUCAAUUUCAAUGACAAAUUUACGACCAAAAAUUAUUACAAAAGAAAUCGAAUCAAUAGGAAAUACAGAUCCCUUACCACGACGAAAAAAUUCAUCUGAAUUAAAUCCAAGAACACCGCCUCUACCACCACCUCGACCAGAAAUUUCGCAUUCCAGAUCAUCAACAACCGUUAAUUUAAAUAAUAAUAAAAUCUGUACACAAGUGUAA